AUGACCACCACGGCCAAUGGUCGUAUGGUGCUCAGAGUACCGGAUGGUAAGUACAAAGGCUGGCUCCCCAAGUCUUUGUACACCUUGGAGCUGGAUGAGCUCUAUCUCCCGUUUAUGCGACUUUCUAACUUCCCAGUCCGUGGCAGCAGUUUGGGUAAUCUGACUAGCUUAAAAGUUUUUCAUGCAGUUGGAAAUUACUUGCAGUGUGUGCCAAAUUCAUUUGGCCAGAUCACCAACCUGCAAAGGUUGAACCUCAGUUAUAACAAUCUGUCCGAGCUGUCGCCAUCUCUCUUUGAGCUGACUAACCUUGUCGAGUUGAACCUCAGUGAGAACUGCAUUGAGACGAUCCCCCCAGAGAUUGGUGAGUUGAAGAAUCUGCGGCACUUGAACCUUGGUGGGAAUCUGUUGUCAGAGGUGCCGGAUGCGAUGGGUCAGUGCAAGAAGUUGCAGGUUCUUAAUCUGUCUGGUAAGUGGAGUCCACGGGGUGGGCUGCGUAUGCUGCCAAAGCCCGUUUGCAACCUGACCGAACUGCUGACCCUUGACUGCAGUUGGCACCAGAUUGACACGUUGCCUGACGAGAUAGGGAACCUACAAAAGCUGAAGGUGUUGAGCCUGCGUGGUAAUCACCUCAAGUAUGUGUCGCAGGACAUCGCCAAGUGCGGCAACCUCCAGGAGCUCAACCUGACUGCCGCCAUGCGCUUCAUCCCAGCCAUCCCGCUGGCAUUGCUCAGUCUAAAGCGGCUGGUCAAGCUCAAUAUAAGCGGUAACUAUUUCACAGAAAUUCCCCCCGAAGUCAGUGGACUAGAAAAUUUGAAAGUAUUUCUCAUGCAGAAAAAUGCUUUACUCCAAUUACCUGAAGAAUUCUUCCAGCUUCAGCAGUUGGAGGAGAUUGAACUGUCGGACAAUUAUCUAGAAAGUAUUUCGAGCAAUGUAAAACGACUUCAUGUGUUACGUAUGUUGAGUAUGUGCAAUAAUCGAUUGAAGUGCUUGCCAAAUGACAUCGGCAAGUGCCAGUCCCUACAAUCCUUGAACUUAUCGUACAAUCAAUUGGCAGAACUCCCAGAUACCAUCUAUCAAUUGGCUAACCUUGACUAUCUAAACCUUACUCACAACCAGCUGAAGCGCCUGCCCCUCCUAUUGGACCGCCUGACUGGGUUGGAAAGGACGAAGGCCCUAUUCUUGGGGGAUAACUACCUAACGAGACCACCCCAGGAAAUUUGCAACCAGGGUGUCGAUGCCCUCUUCAACUUCUUGAAAGAAAUCAGAGUCAGCGAAGCGAGCCAUCGGAAGAAAAUGAUACUUACAGGUGCUGUGAAGGCAGGCAAGACCAGUUUGCGCAAUGCCUUACUGCUGGGACAUUCACAGUUGACUGCUGAAGACGAGCGUACCUGGGUGCUGGAACGGCAUCUCUGGGAACCUGAGGAGAGUUUACGGGUACAGAUCCUUGAUUUUGGAGGGCACCACAUCUAUUCUGCUGCCCACCACAUGUUCCUUACUCCAGAAGCAUUGCAUGUUCUUGUCUUUGACCUUAGUGUCUUUUCAAUGGACCAUGAAUCUUAUGACUAUCGGAUUGGUGAUUGGCUAGAAGGGAUCAUGGACCGGGCACCAGGUGCCUCAAUACUUUUGGUUGGCACCCAUGCUGAUCUCUGCUCCGAGGAAGAGAUCAAAGAAAAAAAAGAUUACAUCUUGGAGAGGAUGCACUCUGAUGAAAACACCAAAAUCAACAAUCUGCAAUAUGAAUUGCAACAAUUACAAAGCACUUUAGAUACAACACAGAGUAAAGAAUCCGGGGUGAGUGGUUUCUCCGAUAUCGAUGUUGAAAGAGCGAGGGAGAAAGUGAUUCACUUGCAGCGAAUGCUGAAUACACGAGUGACCUUGCCUGAUAACAUCCAGGUGGUCAGCUGUGCUGAAGAUCUGGUUGGCAUUGAUGAACUCACCGAUACACUAAUGAACACAUUAAAAAAAAAUGACCCACGACCACUGCCAAAAUCGUGGUAUAAAUUCUUAAUGGCAAUCCAGCGGCGUGAAGAAAAAAUUCUUGAUUGGAGCCAAGCACUGGACAUUUUUGUUCAGCUUAUGGACAGCCUUGGUCAGUCUAUGAUCAGCCUUGAAGGUUCUGCAAAAGAGAGCCUCAAGGUCAUUUUGAAGUAUCUCCAUGCUACUGGUGAGAUUGUUUGGUACCAUGAUAACCCACGACUCGACCAGCUUGUAUUCCACCGUCCAGAGACAUUGGUGGACAUGUUGCGAGCAAUAUUUCGCCAUGACUUUGAAGAUGUCAUGGUUUACAACAUAAGCAUUGGCUUCAAGAUCAACAUGUCAGAAGAGAUGUUCUCAAGUGCUAAGAAACUCUUCCUUGAACAGGGUAUGAUGUCGACUGAACUUCUCCGCUAUACUCUCUGUCAUUUCAACUUGGGUAUAAAUGCGCUGGACACUUUCACAUCUCUCAUGCUGAAAUUCGAUCUUUGUUAUGAGAUUCCUAUUAACCAGUACAAUCCAUCGCUCUUGGCUUUUAAACAAUUACUAUUAUUCCCUUGGUUCUUGCCAGAUGUUGCACCAACUGAUUUGAGUCUAAAAUGGCCUGCUCGUGUCCCCAAAGACACAGUACAACUUAGUAUUCAACUCCAGUUUCCUAAUAAAGGUCCACCAAACUUCUUUGAGAAGAUCACCGUGCGACUACAGAACUAUGUGGCAUAUCGCGAUGGUUGGCGGAAUGGCAUCUUUGCUGUUUACAACAUGAGUAAGGUCCUUUUGCAGAAGGAGAAGAAAGAUGUGAACAACCAGCUAAUGUUGCUGGUGACUUUGUCAGUUCGAGGUAGUGACCUACAGGAAAUCUGGUCACUCAUUCAGAACCCGUGGCAAGAUAUGCUGAGCCUGUUGCGUGAAUGGCCGUUUGCUCGCAUCGAAACCAAACUUCUUUGCUCUCAUUGUAUUAUGACUGGUCGGGAAGAGCCAUUCCAGUUUCCGGGAAAAGUUCUUGAAAUCAGGUGCCCCAAAGGCUGCUAUUAUCUGCAGUGCCCAAGUACAAAAGAAGUAUGUCAGAUACCUGCCUGCUUUGUGUAUUCCCUUGACCCAGACUUCCAAGAUGACUUGCCUAAACAUAUCCAGGCUACCAUCAACUUUAUGCAACGGUGUGACAUUUUACUGCGGCCAGAUGAUGAUACAGUUGAUGGCACUUCUGGUGAUACAGGUUUUAAAGGUUAUGCCAUGCAAAAUGAAGGUAUGUUCCCUUCAUUAUUUGGCUUCACCUUUCUUUAUAACCAUUUUUAA
Molecule: messenger RNA, 3267 nt
Organism: Acanthosepion pharaonis
Lineage: Eukaryota; Metazoa; Mollusca; Cephalopoda; Sepiida; Sepiidae
Source: the annotation of a GenBank genome assembly